Coregonus sp. 'balchen' is the source of this 4831-nucleotide messenger RNA. Lineage: Eukaryota; Metazoa; Chordata; Actinopteri; Salmoniformes; Salmonidae. The record is from the annotation of a GenBank genome assembly.
AUGUCUGCUGUCACCUCAGCAACCCCGGCCCCUCCUCAGGGAGUCAACCCCCCACCCCCGGAGGUGACCAAUCCCACAAAACCAGGUCGGAAAACCAACCAACUACAGUACAUGCAGAAUGUAAUGGUCAAGACGUUGUGGAAGCAUAACUUUGCCUGGCCCUUCUAUGUGCCAGUCGAUGCCAUCAAAUUGGGACUUCCGGUGAGUAGACUGUAGAUAUUGAGAGGUGUUAUAAAUGUCAGAAAGUCAAUGCUUAUAGAUAUCUCACCGUGCAGAAGACUUGCAGCUGACAGAUUAUUUUGCUUAUUCUGUGUCAGGAUUACCAUAAGAUCAUAAAGCAACCUAUGGACAUGGGAACCAUCAAAAAGAGACUGGAGCAUAACUACUAUUGGAGUGCUAGUGAAUGCAUGCAGGACUUCAACACCAUGUUCACCAAUUGUUACAUAUAUAACAAGGUGAGUGCUCCAAGAGAGUAAAUACAGACUGUGUCUCCUAGGGGUCCGUUUAUUCUGGAUUUAAUAUUACAGUCUCUAAUAUGUUUGCAAAUUCUCCCAGGGCUAGUCCCAAAGCUCCAUGUUUUUACAUUGAUCUCAAGUUUUCUCUUUGCAUUUCCCAUUCAUGUUCCUCACUUUGUGUUUUUACUUUGCCCACCAGCCAACAGAUGACAUUGUCCUGAUGGCACAGGCCUUGGAGAAGAUCUUCCUGCAGAAAGUUGCCAUGAUGCCCCAGGAGGAGGUGGAGCUUCUGCCUCCCGCACCCAAACCCAAGAAAAGCAUAGGUAAUAGGCCACUGUUCAUCUGAUCCUGACACUAUAGACCCCUAUCAUUUUGGAUAGAUCCUUAGAUAUAGUAUUGAAAAAUGUAGAGAAAAUGGGCGCAUAUUGCCAAUAAGAUAGCCCAUGUACUGUGAGUUAACCACUAAUCAUUGCACCUGCUACAGGUGGUCUGGAUGGAGAUGAGUCACCAUCGUCCAUCCCUGGCUCUACGACAUCUGUGAUGGGCUCUUCUACAAUGUCUACCGUCACCCCCAAAGUCCCAGCUGUCCAGCGCUCGCCCAAUGCUCCCAUGAUUCCCGUCGUCUCACCCUCACAACCUCUUGUUAAAGUAAGUCACUGUACAUUUUUCUUCAGGCAUAUACGUGUUUAUUUAGUCUUUUGAAUGGAACCUCACCUGUGAGUGUGUGCCUUUUGUGUUUUUGUGCACCUAGAAGAAAGGGGUAAAGAGGAAAGCAGACACCACCACCCCCACGACAUCUGCAAUCACAGCCAGCCGGAGCGAGUCGCCCAGCCCCCUCUCAGAGGGCAAGCAGGGCAAGGUGAUGUCAAGAAGGGAGAGCACAGGCCGUCCGAUCAAAGCUCCAAAGAAAGACCUGGUGGAAGGGGAGUUGGGCCAACAUGGCAGCAAGCGGAGCAGAAUGAGUGAGCAGCUCAAGUACUGCGACAGUAUCCUGAAGGAGAUGCUGUCGAAGAAACAUGCUGCGUAUGCCUGGCCCUUCUACAAGCCUGUAGACGCUGAGGCUCUGGAGCUACAUGACUACCACGAGAUCAUCAAGCACCCCAUGGAUCUCAGCACUGUCAAAGUAUGCACCACAGAACAAAGCAUGCACAGUAGUAUAAUUCACGUUUACAGUUAACCAUUGUUGGCUUGUGUGGUUGCCCUUCCAUGCACUGUUUGGAUAACACUUGCUGUUGAUUUGCAGAAAAAGAUAGAUGGCCGGGAGUACCCAGAUGCACAGAUGUUUGCAGCGGAUGUUCGAAUAAUGUUCUCAAAUUGUUACAAGUAUAACCCUCCAGAUCACGAGGUUGUUGCCAUGGCCAGAAAACUCCAGGUAGGUUUGGGGAUUUUAAAGGUCCACGUUGGGCAAAAAUAACAGCUUUAAACUGUAUAACUGAUCAUUGCACCAUCAUACCAGGUCAUUUUAAUGCUUAAAAACAACAAAAUGGAUGAAUAAGAUAUUUGGCUACAGAAGUGCAAUUUCUUACUGAUCUCUACAGCUUCUGUCCAAAAACAAAUCCUGUGAAAUGACGUCAACACAUACUGGAGGAAUUACUGGCUAGCUAAAGUGGCUAGCUUAGCUAAUGAACUAGCUACAUCGAUUGUGGCGUGCAUGACCAGAAUGACACAUCGACGAACCACCAAAGGCACACCCCAUUUCUGUUUGAAAAUUGAGAAAGGGCAGAGUUGGACCGUUUUUUUGUGCCCAAAGUCGACCUUUAAACCUUUCUCUGGAUCACGUUUGAAAAAUCUACGUAAAAUUGAAUCGUUUGGUUAAUUCCUAAUGUCUCUUUCUGUCACUCUCCUUUUCCCCAUCAUUCCCUGUGUGUCUUUGUCUGUCAGGAUGUGUUUGAGAUGCGUUUUGCUAAGAUGCCUGAUGAGCCAGCGGAGCUGAGCCCCGGUGCAGGCGGGUUGGUCAGUAAAGGUGACAACUCAAGCAGCGGCGACUCCUCCAGCUCAGACAGCUCCGACUCGGAGGAGGAGCGGGCCUCCCGGCUCGCCGAGCUGCAGGAACAGGUGGGUGCGGAACAGGUGGGUUUCAGAUCCGAGGUCCGUCCGACUCUACUCCUCUAUCCUGAAGGGCUCAGGGAGGGCCUUCCUCCCACCUUCUCACAUCACAGCCACCUUGUCCAAUCGAAACUUGUCUGAGACCGAGAGGGAGGGGCUGCCACCUUACAUGCAGUGAAACCCCUCCCCCCUCCCUUCAACCACGCAAACCACUGCUUUCUCCACUGAUUUGUCAUCUCCCCAUUGAUAGCACUGAAAUGUAACCCUCUACCGCUUCAAAUUGUGCAUUUCCAUGCACCUACUGGCACAGAUGGCUUGCAUGCACCACUUAAACAAAAGCCUUAAAAAAAAAAAACAUAUCACAAUGUAGUUUUGCAUAAUGGUACCACACAGUAGCUCUUGUCAUAACAUGGUGUUUUAAAAUGGUUUUGAUCUGAUCUCUUUUUUUGGAGUUUUCUAUCUUUGUCCCCUUAUUUCCCUUUGGCUCUCUUACCAGUGUAUCUCUCUGGAGCGCCCCAAUGGUAGCGGGCAGGGGGGAAAAAACGGUUGCACCAAGCGUUUUCAGGUGAUUUGCUUUUCACUUCCUGGCCCCCUUCCCACUAACCUCUUAUUGAUAUCAGUUUAUUAUCAUGAUGCCGAUAUUUCACCUUUUUUUUUUUGCAAUAGUUGAGCAAGCGGUAGAGGGUUAAUAGUGGGGAGGGGGGUGGCGAGUAACAGGUGGCGAAGUGCUGUUUGCUGGGUGGUGGCAGAUGUGGUGUAUUUGAGUAGGUGUGUAUGCGUUUGUAUGGUUGUGUGAAUGUGUGUUUGUCUUCUCCCUGGUAUGCUUGCUGGCUGACCAACUAGACAUACUCCUUUCUCCAUUCUCUCUCUCUUGAUUGCCUGUUGGUUGUGUCCAAUUUGACUUAUGAAGCAAUGAAUGGAGGAGUAUGCAACUUGUUUUCUUCUUCCUUGUUAGAACAUGUAGCUCUCAAAAUCAUACUUUUUUUUAAAUAGAAAAAGUUGGAUGUUCUAAAUCCACAACAAUGCUUAAACCACAUCAGGAGACUACUUUUGAGGUCUUCGACAAAAAAUCUAAAUUUGGAAUUUUGGGUGUAGUUACUCUUUAAUGCGAGUGCACACCAGCAAUAGACUGUUGUUUGGUUAGCGAUGUUUCUGUAGCGCUCAUGUGAUUGCAGAGUUUGCUAAACAAAUGGCCACUGGAUUGAUGCAAAAAAUCAUGAAAUCAUUCUGCCAGGUAGUCAGAGGCUACUUUGUAGUUAACAUUUAAUUGAGAAAGCCUUUCCAUCUCUACCAGAAGAAAGUUAUCAUUAGCGUCAUCACUAACGGCUACACAAAGUAUAGACAUAUACGUGCACUACUCACACACAUGCGAGCAUUCAUGUGCCGUUUCAAAAAGUUGCAGGGAAAUACCAGUCACUGAUGCAAUUUGUUCAUGUUUUAUAACCGACUUGUGCAAAUUUAAUGAACUUUUUAAUAAGUUCAAUACAUUUAGUUGAUUUCCUUUCCAAGUUCAAUACAUUUUUGAAUGUUUAAUUCUGUUUUAACGUCUGGAUUUCACAUAUUUUUAGGGCUAUAGUUAUUGAUUUGUUUCAGUUCCUUUUUUGGAAACCCAUAUCUACCCUCUUCUAGUCCCUCAGUGCUUGAAGUGUUAGAAUACCCCUACAGCAGGUCACUAACUCCUCCACCCCACCUCUCCCCAGCUAAAGGCUGUCCAUGAACAGCUUGCCGCGCUCUCUCAGGCACCUGUGAGCAAACCAAAGAAGAAGAAAGAAAAGAAGGAGAAAGACAAGAAUAAGAAAGACAAGGACAACAAGCAUAGCAAAACCAAGACGGACGAGGAGAAGAAGGCCAAGUCUGGGCAGCCUGCCAAGCAGGGCCAGCAGAAGAAACCCUCCAGGAAAGCCAACAGCACAGUGACUGGCUCCAGGUAAGGCCUCCUUUUCUCUGAUGUAUUAGGGCUCUGCUCAGCCUCACAAUAAGCAACACCAUAAAAAGACCAUGAGACACUUUCUCAUUGCGGCGCUGCCCUCUGAUUUUCCAGGCAAGCAAAGAAGGGGGGCCGGGGCUACGAGUCUGACGAGGAGGAGUCUCUGCCUAUGACGUACGACGAGAAGCGCCAGCUCAGCCUGGACAUCAACCGGCUCCCAGGAGAGAAGCUGGGGCGGGUUGUGCACAUCAUCCAGUCCCGAGAGCCCUCGCUGCGAGACUCCAACCCAGACGAGAUUGAGAUUGACUUUGAGACGCUCAAACCCUCCACCCUACGCGAACUCGAGCGAUACGUCAAGUCCUGUUUACAGAAGAAACAGCGGAAACCCCAACGUAAGUACUGA